UUUUUUUUUUCUCGCGUAAACAGGACUUUUAUUUUGGUUUGGCGACGUGACGUCACAAGGCUGCGCCGUGCUCCGGCUUUUGUUGUGAUUCGACUGAAGAAAGAGAAAGUCGUGCUGGAGCGACUGAGACCCAUGAGACACUGUUAUAAAGAUGGAGUUUAUUAAAGAAGAGAGUGAAGAUGUGAAGAUUGAAGAAGCGUUCAGAGUCAAACAUGAAGAUAGUGAUGACGAUGGAUUAGACCUGAUGGCAAUAAUAGAGGAGGUUCAAAAGCAGUAUAAGAAACAGGAGGAAGAUCAAUGUAAGGAUCAUGAUUUCAGUACUGGAGAAAAAACUGAAGAGACUUCCCCACAAACAAAAGCAAAGGAGACUCGAAUUCCACAUCGUCUCAUCUGUUCAGAGUGUGGAAGCUCUUUCAGUCAUCGAAGCGGCCUUAGAAUGCACAUGAGGAUUCACACUGGAGAGAAGCCUUUCACCUGCCCUCAAUGUGGAAAACGUUUCACUCAACAAGGAAACUUUCAAACACACAUGAGAGUUCACACUGGAGAGAAGCCUUACAGCUGUGACCUGUGCGGAAAGUGUGUCUCAACACAACAAAAACUUAACUAUCACAUGAAACGUCAUGUCAGUGAUAGGCAGAGGUUAAAAGAGGGCGAAAAUAAUUAAAAGUACCAUUACAUUAAUGAAAUUAUACUCAAAUACAAGUAAAAGUACCAGACUAAAAAUCUACUCAAGUAAAAGUAAAAAGUAGCUUAUUUAAAAUUUACUCAGAGUAAACAUUACUUUUUACAGGGUUCCUACGGGGUUUGGAAAAGUAUGGAAAAAAAGAAAGCAGAGUAUGGAAAAAUAUUUGUUUCCAGACCUUUGCCCCUAUUUAGUUUUUUUUUUUUUAUAUAAUAGAAAAUUCUGAAUUUAAUGAAAAUAAAUUUAUCAUACAAGACGUGAGGUUUCAUGGCAGCUGUUUAGUGAUUCUUUAGUGAUUGCCAAAUAUGACUGAAUGAAUUUAAAAUGCAUUUUUCAUUAUGCAAAAUGCAGGUUAGAAAUAGGGCUGGGCGAUUUUCCUGAUUUUAUCAAUUAAUUCAAAUGUAAUGUUUUGCCAUGAUUUUAUUUUUUUGAAAUUGAGGAAUCGCGAUUUUGAAUAGAAUAUUACCAAAUGUUAGAAUUAGACACUUUGGGAAGAUGCCAAUGAUAACAGUAAAGAGAAAAGAAUGAUUCAAUCGCGUGUUGGUGCACAUGAUUAUCGCUCACAUGUGACGCGCUCUGUGAAGGACCAUAAAUAUAUCGCUAAGUGCCAUUCACACAGAAUGCACUUUUGUGUUGACAAACAUGCGACGCGGGAAGUGGAAUAGGCAAAAAAUGCAAGACAAUUGUAACUUGAGCGCAACAGUCAAACAUGGCCAUGUUUACACAAAACAAUGGAAAAGCAUUUACAUUUACAUUUAAUCAUUUAGCAGACGCUUUUAUCCAAAGCGACUUACAAAUGAGAACAGUAGAAACAAUCAGACC
Messenger RNA from Cyprinus carpio (common carp), 1504 nucleotides. RefSeq lists its product as uncharacterized. The record is from RefSeq and is a predicted model, not a curated record. Gene Ontology annotation, cellular component: nucleus. NCBI's taxonomy places the organism in Eukaryota, Metazoa, Chordata, Actinopteri, Cypriniformes, Cyprinidae.